UAAUCGAGAUGUUGAGCCAACUUUCGAGAUUAUUCUAAAAGUUUCCAUAUCAAUAAACUUUUUUGGAAAUUUCAUCUUGCAAGAUGUCGAAGGCAACGUCCGCGUGUUCUCAAAAGAAGACCUCUCUCCUGGAUCCGAGUCCAAAAAAGUCAUCUGUAAUUGAAACAACAACCAAAAAAACUUCUGGGAUUGAGUCCAAACUAUUGCCAAAUGAGCUUCCAUCAACUGGAACAACUGGAACUAGCGGUGUUAAGAAUGGGGCUUCAAGUCCAAAAACUAGCCCAGCAAAAACCACUACUACCACAACUACCGUAGUCACUCAAAAAGUUUCAAAUCAACCAACUGCACCCAUUUCAACACUUCCACCUCGUAAGCCAACAGCCCAAAAAAGUCGCGAAUUGUCCCCUCCAAAAGCGAAGAAAUCUCCGAGUCCAAGUCGUACUGGUUCAGGUGACUCUGGUUCAAGAAAGGAAAGCAGUGCAUCCAGAAAAGAUUCUUCGAAAACCGAAAAAUUGGUCAAAGAUUUGGAAAAUGUCAAAUUGGAGAAAGGAGAUUCCCGUGAAUCGGCUACUCUUCCAACUCCGAAGCAGUAUCCAGCUUCGGACGAUGAGGAAGACACGAAGGAAAGAAAAUCACUUCGUUUUGGAACAACCACAGAAUGGCAAUCGGAUAACUUGGAAGAGUUCUACAGAGAGCAUGAGAAGUUUCCAAAUGCAGAAGCCGUUAAGAAAUUUGGGCAAAUGUAUUCAAUGACUGAGCUCAUUGCAGAGACUUGGCUCGAAACUCGUCGCCAACAAACGUAUCAGAAAUACGUGGAAAAAGGUCUUCAAACAGAUCCAUCUGUCAUUCAAUUUUAUUGUGAAUCUCUGAAAAUUGCCGAAGGUCUUCGUUUGGAAAAUCCAAGUAUUCAAACCAAAUCAUUCUUUUCCUUGAAUGGAGUCAAUGCUCUUGAACAGAAAAAAGAAGAAGAAGAGAAAAUGCAACCAGUCAUUUCAGUUUCAUCUAACAAAGUUUUCAUUAGUCCAAAAAAAGAGCAAAAGUGUCAGUUGACCAUCAAAAAUGACGGAGAAGUCAAUGUAGUGUAUCAGAUAAGUAUCAUGAAUGCGGCAAAUUAUGUCAUGUCACCAAUCUGUGCAAUAUUGCUUCCAAAAGAGGAAUUGACACUUAAUAUCACAAGAAAGCCGGGAAAGCUUCUUGAAGAAGAGUUCUUCCGUAUUGACUACGGUGUUGCUCCUGAAGGAAUCAUUGAUGCACGUGAUUCUUCUGAUCGAGCAGAAUUUACCAAUCGGGAAAUAAUCGAAGUUGUCGAGAUCGAUGAAAAAGAAAUGAAAAUUGUCCGUUAAUUAAUUCAUACUUGUAUCAAUCAAAACUUAGUUUGAAAGCACAAAAAUUCCUUGAUCAAUUCAAAAAUUACUUCUGUUUUUUUCGAAAGUUGUAUUAACUUUGUAUGAACUUGACAUGAACCCUGCAAGUAAUGUACUAAUAUGUACACUAAAAUUCAAUUAUUCUCAUGUCACCUUUCUUGUAAAAUCAAAAUAAUCUGAUUUCCCCCCAUGCCUGACUUUACUAUUUCAUUAACUCAGCGCUCGAGUGUCUCUGCUGAAAUCACAUCAUAAAUCUAUUUGUAUAACUUUAUUAAUAAUAAAUGUACUUCAUUG
Molecule: messenger RNA, 1658 nt
Organism: Caenorhabditis elegans
Lineage: Eukaryota; Metazoa; Nematoda; Chromadorea; Rhabditida; Rhabditidae
Gene: osm-10
Product: Major sperm protein
Exons: 6
Coding region: 84-1343 (419 amino acids)
Source: RefSeq, marked reviewed